AUGAACACCAAUCACAUAUUCUCAAAGAGCAUUAACAUUAUAAGGGAUCAUCGAUAAGAAUAUAAGCCAUCUUAAUAAUCAGGGCAGAAAUAACAGAACAGGAAGGAAUCAGAGGAGGAGAAUGGCAAUGUGCAUUCCACUGAAAUUUUGAGGAAGCCAAUUUCUAAAAAAGUAAUAAUGAUCUAAAAUACUGGCCAAUCAGGAAGGGUUCAGCCUUAGUAAAUGAACAAAAAGAAAGGGAUUCUGAACAUCACUAAAAAGGAUGAAUAAUAAGUAAAGCAAAAUGGUUCAUAUUCAAUAUUUAUCAGAAAUUUGAAAGAAAAUACUAACCCAAAGGAUCUUAGGGAAUUAAUUGAUGAUGAUUCAAAUAUUUUGGGAGUUAGUAUCAAUAAUAAACAAGCGACAAUCACUUUUUCAAAUUAAGCAUCUGCUGAGAAUGCAAUAGAAUUGAUAAAUAAUAACAAGGAUAGGAAUUUGGAGAUGAGAGCAGUGCCAAAUUUUAAAUAGAAUGAUAAAGUAAUAGUGAUUGGACAAUAUUCGGAUAAAAGUAGAGAUGGGAGAUUGAGGAUGGAUGCAAAAGAGUCUAUAUUCGAUCGUAUUCAGAUAAAAAAAUGAUAAGUGCAAUUUUUGUUCAGAUUAUUUAAUUAUUAUUUA
Messenger RNA from Paramecium tetraurelia, 654 nucleotides. RefSeq lists its product as uncharacterized. Lineage: Eukaryota; Ciliophora; Oligohymenophorea; Peniculida; Parameciidae. The record is from RefSeq and is a predicted model, not a curated record. The transcript has 4 exons. Gene Ontology annotation, molecular function: RNA binding.